Molecule: messenger RNA, 1489 nt
Organism: Podarcis muralis (Common wall lizard)
Lineage: Eukaryota; Metazoa; Chordata; Lepidosauria; Squamata; Lacertidae
Gene: TMEM255A
Product: transmembrane protein 255A
Source: RefSeq, a predicted model, not a curated record
CGACAGGUAGCAAACCCGCCUGCAACCCAACCGUGGCGAAACAGGAAGGUUCUCCUCUCCCCCUGCCCACAUUUUAUAGCGAGCUGGUCUGGUUGGUUUGUCUCUCCAGUUUGCGCAAGCGCCACAGACCGGCUCUGGUGGUUGGAGGGAGCCGCUGCUGUUGCCCGGAGCAUGAACCUCGAGCAGCGCAGGAGGAUGCGCCGCGGCCGGUAGCUCCCGCCGGACACCUUGCAUUGAGGGCCCGCCACUAUGCGCCAGGCCUUGACUCAGCCGCGCCCCAGCGCGAUCCCCCUCUCCGAUUCUGUGGAACGCAAAAUGUGACUGUUGGAGGUUAUUACCCAGGGGUUAUUCUUGGCUUUGGGUCAUUUCUUGGAAUUAUUGGAUCAAAUUUGAUAGAAAAUAAAAGGCAAAUGCUGGUUGCUUCAAUCGUGUUCAUCAGCUUUGGCGUCAUCGCUGCCUUCUGCUGUGCCAUUGUGGAUGGUGUGUUUGCUGCCAGGCACAUAGAUCUCAGACCACUGUAUGCAGGACGAUGUCACUACUAUUCCAAAAGUACAGCUCAGCCAGAGGCAGUCUGCCACCCCCAGCACCGCAGCCCCUGCACGCCCAAGAUCAAAGGCAACACCUGCUUCUGCUGCGACCUCUACAACUGUGGGAGAGUGGAGAUUUCCGGUGGUUAUUACGAGUAUAUUGACGUCAGCAGCUGCCAAGAUAUCAUUCACCUUUACCACCUACUCUGGUCAGCAACCAUUUUGAACAUUGUGGGCUUGUUUCUCGGGAUCAUCACUGCUGCAAUCCUAGGAGGCUUUAAAGAUAUGACUCCCUCACUUCCUGCUAUAAACUGCACAGUUGAAAAUGCACGGCCCACUGUAUCUUACUACUCGAGACCCCAGGUGACGUCAUACAAUACAUAUUACCACAGCACGCCUCACCUGCCGCCAUAUUCAGCCUAUGACUUCCAGCAUUCCAGUGUCUUCCCGGCCUCCACACCAUCUGGCCUUUCUGACGAUCCUCUGUCGGUGUCACCGUCGCCAAGCUACGUCUGGUCCCCUACUGCUCCUCCUCGUUACUCCCCACCGUAUUUUCCACCUUUUGAAAAGCCACCACCUUACACGCCAUGAAGGACGGGUAGAAACUGUGCCACUAAUUGUGAAACCUUUUUGUACUGGAGGGAGGGUGGGGAAGAGAGAGGGGGCACACUUAUUACAUAGCAUACAUAAUCCAUUUAAAAUAGGGGAACCCUGCAACAGUCUUCCCAUAGACCAGGCCUAGGCCAAAUUGAUGCUAAGUGCCAGCAGCAAGAAGGGACAAAUCCUGCAUUCAGCACCUGCAGUCUUGCUCUGUUUGCUUCUUCAAAAUCCAUCAUGAUUAGUUGGCCGCUGUGGACUUGUUGCUUUGAGGGUUUGGUCACUUUGAGCAAAUUGCUGAAAGUGCUGUGUGGCUAAUCAGGCACACCCUGCUUUUCUCAAAAGGUGUUGAUAAAAUGGUGUUC